AUGUAUCAGCAUUUUAUACACUAUUUCGAAGAAGGUCACCACUAUUCUCAGUCGGAUCUUGUCGUGAGUGAUCGAAGAGACAUCCUCAAGUAUUUGGAUUCACCUGAUGUUAAGAAGACUCUUGUUUUAUGUUGUCCUGAUAUCAAGUCACUUCUUGAUGAAAUCCACAAUAUGAAGCAAGUAUUGGAAAUUUAUGUGUGCAAUAUACACUUUCCAAUGCCACCUGGCGUUUCAUUACGCCAGAUUUAUCCCAAAGUGACGCUGAUCCGGUUGGAUGAUAGCAUGGCCGAUUGGAAAUCAACAGCAUAUCAUAACAUAGCAAUGUCUUAUGAGUUUGUAAAUGAACAUUUUGCUCAUGUUGACGCUUUGAAGCGUGCAUUUCAAGCGGCACAAGAGAGAGAUCAAAACCAAUAG
Messenger RNA from Rotaria socialis, 414 nucleotides. The record is from the annotation of a GenBank genome assembly. NCBI's taxonomy places the organism in Eukaryota, Metazoa, Rotifera, Eurotatoria, Philodinida, Philodinidae.